AUGUGUGGAUACGGCGUAGAAAUAAUACAAAAAUCGAACACUACGAUGCAUGCUCGGUACACCUUUCUUUUACUGACAGCUUCUGCAUUGAUCGCAAGUAAUGUACUGGAAAGAAGAAACAUAGCACCAUGUCCCAUCGGUUCCAGGCCAAUGUAUCGUCCCGAUGGUCAACCACGCAAAUGCCUUCCUCAUCAAAACAGCCUUUGCGUAAACGCUUUGCCAGAUCAGCCUAAUGCAGCGACGGUAUGCUGUUGGCAUAAUCAAGUGGAUUACUUCUGUUGUCUUGAUGUAGCACCAUUGGACUGCCCUGAUUAUCACAAUGUCACUGUGGUUGUACACAAUGCAAAUCCGCAAAAUCCAUUCGCUCUGCGUUCGUUUCAUUUCAGAGAAGGCAUUGAAGAUGAGAUAGCUGCGAUGACAAAGGAAUUAAUACGCGAUAAUACAGUGCGUGAAGAGAAGGAAGUUUUGGUUAGGCACAAUAAUGCACGAAACUGAUUGUAUUAACAUCACUUUCAAAUUGAUCCUUGUAUUCUGAUGGUAUAGUUCUAAUGUGCAAUAGCGCUCGAGUUUUUGUAAACUUUUGUAAAUGUAUGAAAUAUGGCU
This is a messenger RNA of Loa loa (African eye worm), 603 nucleotides long. RefSeq lists its product as hypothetical. The record is from RefSeq and is a predicted model, not a curated record. The transcript is spliced from 4 exons. NCBI's taxonomy places the organism in Eukaryota, Metazoa, Nematoda, Chromadorea, Rhabditida, Onchocercidae. Bases 1 to 495 code for a protein of 164 amino acids.